This is a messenger RNA of Phialemonium atrogriseum, 1632 nucleotides long. RefSeq names its product Mss4-like protein. Gene Ontology annotation, molecular function: carbon-sulfur lyase activity. Bases 58 to 1242 code for a protein of 394 amino acids. The transcript has a single exon. The record is from RefSeq and is a predicted model, not a curated record. Lineage: Eukaryota; Fungi; Ascomycota; Sordariomycetes; Cephalothecales; Cephalothecaceae.
GUCGCGAAGAGUCUCCUGUUUGCACUUGACUUGAGACAUAAUCCAGAAUCCCCAAGCAUGGCCCAAGAGCUCAAGAUAUCUUGCCUCUGUGGCGGUCGUAGUCAACAGGUAUUCCUUAAGGAUGAUGGCAACAGGGCCCAAGGAAGCUCGGAUUGGGCACUCUGCCACUGCGACUCCUGUCGAUACGUCACUGGCCUUCUAUGCACAUCAUAUGCGCCGAUAGGGGUGCCGAGCUCGUUGGAAGGACUCGUGUCGUACUCGCCCUCCCCCGGAUCGACUCGGUAUUUCUGCGCAACAUGCGGAUGCCACUUAUUUCGUUCCACAAUACGCGCCGCUAGCGACAUGGCGGUGUCCGCGCAGAGGGAACGGGACUGGGAGGUUACCACCGGAGCCAUAGUGGAAUCUCCAGGGGGGGAAACCGAUCCGGCAGCGUCGUCUGACUCGGAAUCAUGCUUCAAGCACCUCAACGUCGCGGACACCAGGGACGGAGGUAUAUCUGUCUGGGUCAACGACUCCGCGCCGAAUGUUGAAUCGGGGGGUUCGUCCAAGACCGCUGAUGAGCCCAAGCCUGCCCCCGUCGUGGCAGCGCCGGAUGACGAUGGCGUCUUGAACGGGGCCUGCCACUGUGGCACCGUCCGUUUCCAUAUAACCCGUCCCGAUGACAAUAGCAAGCUUCCCAAGUCGAAUUUUGCGGAUCUCAUAACUCCAUACUGCCGAAGCGACCAGGAAGCCAUCACAAACCCCUCGGACACGAAGUGGUGGCUUCGAGAUGGAAAUACCAAGUACCUUGCAGGAACAUGUGCUUGCCGAUCCUGCCGGCUUGCCUCUGGUUUCGAGAUCCAGACCUGGGCCUUUGUCCCGCGAUCUAACAUUUAUUUCCGUACGCAUCAGCAUCGGCAUCCUGAUGAAGAGACUGUCCGGCAAUUGGACUUCGGCACUCUACCGGGAGGGAUCCUCAAAAGCUACACUUCUUCUCCCGGUAUUGUCCGCGAGUUUUGCACCCACUGUGGUGCCACGGUCUUUUGGCACGAUAAAUGGCGGCCGGAGCUCAUUGAUGUCAGCGUCGGACUCCUGCGAGCACCGGAAGGUGCCAGAGCCAGUACUUGGCUCGAUUGGUGGACAGGGAGGGUCAGUUUCGCUGAGGACACAGUACUGCAACGGACAGGAGCGGCGGCACAAAGGGCGCAGGAGCUGAUAUGGCGCCUCGAAGCUGGCCUGAGAGAUUGGGGACGGAGGUCGUGAAGCCUAUCUUGGUUUUGAGACCUUUUCUUCUUUUCUCCUGCCUACUGAACAAGGUAUCUGGCCGGGCACUGGGCUCGAGGAAUUCACCCCUUGAUCGAGAACUCAAUAUACAGGCCCACCAAUGCAUAGUGGAUGCCAAUAAAAAAAAAAAACACAAGUUCUGCAAUAUGCCACCCAUGCAGAAACGGACUGUCUCGUCAUAGGAGAGGCGCCGCCAAAGACCAUCCUGGUAAUAUCCAUCCUCGCGGGGGCGCAAACCUUCUGUUGCGGCCGCAUAAGAAGCCCAUCCCAAGGCAUUCCGGGGCGGAGAUUCAUCGCCCACGAUACCUGCUGGAUGAGUGAAGAUUGCCACCUGCAUAGCGUCACUGAUAUGAGCAACCUUUCAAUCCG